GCGAGCGAGAGGAGAAGCUAUUCCAGGCUACCCAGCAAAGGCGGAGGCGGAAGGGGACCAUUUUAACUCAUUUUUCCCCCUCUGGCAAUAGUGAGAUCGCCCCCUCCCCUUUAUUUUUGGCCACGGGGAGGUGUGGCAGAGCUGCCUUAGGCCACAAAAGGUGAAGCCACCACGUGGGACGCAUUAUGGUGCUGCCAGUCUGACGGUGGCACACUUUGUGGUGUGAGACUGGGGGAGGGGAAAAGCAGAGGGCCGCUGGAAAUCGAGGAGGGAUAAGAGCCCGAGGAAGCAACAGCAAAAGAGGAGGAAAAGCACCGGAGGACCCCCCUCCCCCCGCGCACAUCUCCAGCAAGCACCUCCCCAAAGCAUCCACUUCCAUAGUCUACAGCUGCUAACGAUGGAUUUUCUUUGUCAAGCAAGCUGGGAAGUGAUCUGGAUUUGGCCAUGUAUUGAUAUUUCCUGCUAAAUGCUCACCUCUUCCAGACUGUGCCAUGGACUCCAUGUUUGAGGAUGACAUCAGCAUCCUUACCCAAGAUGCCUUGGUGCAGGAUGAUGAGUGGCUGGACAGUCCAAACACUGACCUCUCCAGUGAGAUGUGUUCUGCCUCUCACUUUGCUUUCAUCACAGCAUAUGAUGACAUCAAGAACCGCUUGACAGGGCUAGAGCGGGAGAACACCAACCUCAAACGGAAGCUAAAGAUGUACGAGAUCAAGUUUCCAUUGAUCAGUGAUUUUGGAGAAGAACGUAUGUUCCCAGCUUAUGACUCCAAGGAGACUUCUCUUCUGAAGAGUGAAAAAGCCAACCUCCAGCAGCAGCUGAAUCAGUUCCAGCGUGAGCUGCAGAAAAGCAAGGAAAGGGAAGAACAGCUGGAGGAGAUGAUCCAAGCCUAUGAGAAGCUGUGUGUGGAGAAAACAGACCUUGAGUCAGAGCUGGGCCAGAUGAGAGCACUUGUUGAUACGCAUUUGAAUCGCAUCCGGAGCCUGGAACAACAGUUAAGGCAGAGAGAUGGCAACACUUUCCAAAAUCUCAACACUCAACUUCAGAAUCAAGAAGUUCAGUUCCGGUCACUUCAUGGCACUCAUGUACUGGAUCGCUCGGUGAAUUGGCAGAGCCCGCGGGGCCUGGAACAGGCAGAAGGCUUGGAGGUCCAAAGGCUGGAAGUGGAACUUGAGAAGUCAAGACAAGAAGUCCAGAACUCUCAGCACCGGGAAGAGCAACUGAAGGCUGAAUGUGAGAGGCUGCAGGCAGAGGUGAAGCAGCUGCAGGAAACCCGGGCUCAGGACCUCGCAGCUAGUCAGUCGGAGAGGGACAUGGCAUGGGUGAAGAAGGUUGGAGAUGACCAAGUCAACUUGGCCCUUGCCUACACAGAGCUGACCGAGGAGCUGUGCCGCCUGAGAAACCUGAGUUCUCUUCAAAAUCAGAUUCUUCGGACUCUUAUGCAGGAGCAGGUCAUGAAUGGUGGUCAGCGGCAUUCUCCCCAUUCCCAGCGCCAUUCUCCUGCCCAGCAACGCUGCUCUCCAGCUCCUCAGUGCACAUCUCCAGCUCAGCAAGGGAGACCUUCGGCUCCUCAAUGCCAGUCUCCUGCCCUACAAAGGCGAUCCCCAGGCCCAUCUUGUCAAUCCCCUGCACAUCAGCGUCGUUCCCCAGCUCCCCCUCCUUGCCAGUCUCCUGCUUCCCAGCGUCGUUCACCAGCUCCACCACCCAGCCAGUCUCCUGCCCAGCAGCAGCGCUGCUCACCAGUCCAAAAUUGUUCAUGCCCUGCCAUCACUUCACAACACAGAUCUCCAGGGGCUGACAGAAACAUUAUGGAUCUGGGAUAUUCUAAGCCCUCCAGCCACCACAUCAAAGCAAGCUUCCAAGGCCGUCGAAGCUACUCGGAGGUGAGCGAUGCUGCUCUGUAUCAACAGAAUCGUUCUCUCUGGCUGCAGCCAGAAAUAUCCACCUUACCAAAGCACCGUCCCUACUGCGAGGUUUAUGCCAGAGACGCCUUUGAAGAGCACUUGCGCUUUGAGAAGCAGUCCUCGGAUGAAGACGACUGGGCCCUCCCAAGCCCCCCCAGUCCUGAAGCAGGGGGUAUCCGCUGCGCCUCUUUCUGUGCAGGGUUCCCCAUUCCCGACACCUCCAUGCACCGGAUUGAUGCAUCGUACUCCAGGGCUGAACACGCUCAGUCCUGGCCCUCAAUCAACUUGCUGAUGGAAACAGUAGACUCUGACAUCCGAAGCUGCCCUCUCUGCCAGGUGGCCUUUCCCAUCGGUUAUCCAGAUGAUGCUUUGAUAAAACACAUUGAUUCACACCUGGAGAACAGUAAGAUCUGAGGUCUGUUCCACCGUCCUUCCUCUUCUGGCUUCCUUAAAGAGAUUUGCCCACCUCAUCCCCACCCCACCUUUCUUGGAUGCUGCAUGAAAAGUGGAGGCACAACAGGGGCUCUUUCUCUCUAAAAUACCUCCAAGUCUCCGUUAGACUGAAGCGUGAACAUUUUUGCCUCUCCCUUGUCUUCUUUGCCUUUGUUUUUAAAGUGGGUUGCCUCACCUUACUGCUCUUUAUGGGCAGGACCUGCAAUAUUUCUCCAGUGCUUCAACCAGCUGCAAAGGUGGGGAAAGGAAUGAGAAAUAUGCUGGAAUUAGGCUUAGCAGGGCACAGUUACCUUCACCAUCUGAUUGCUCAGAACGGAGGCUGCUUCUGGUGAUGGUGAGACUCUACAUGGUUCAGUUUUGAUGUCUCUGGAAGAUCUCAGGGUAGGAUGGGUGAGAAAUAACCCAAGUUUGCGUGUUUUGGGGUGGGGUAGGAGAACAGACUAAUGAACUCCAACCCACUGAAGGCACAACACAUCACAAAGGUUUUGUUUGUGCCUGUUUUACACAGGGAUAUCCAAGUGGGUCAGAUUUCUCUGCCUCUUCAGCUACUACAAAGGGUAUUUGGGGUUGGUCAUUUAACAGAUGUAAAAGCCUUGGCCUCCAAUUGCUGGUUCAAGUGUCUUUGUGUUGGUCUUUUACAUUAAAAGUCCACUUUUAGCAAUGUUGCUGAGAAAUAGAGCCAACUUCCAAAAGUGUAGCAUGGACAUUCUUAUGUUAUUGCACUGAACAAUAAGCUUUUUUCCACAAGAGAAACUCCUCUUUUCCUCUGUGUUGGCCUCUUGUGAGUCGUUCUGGAGGAGUUACACACUGCACACUUAGGUAGAAGCCCAGAAAGCAUUCCCAUAGGACAGUCUGUGUUCUCUUUUGGCGACUGUUUUACACAUUUUUCAUAACCACUUCACAUCUUGCUUUAGAUAGCUCCUGUAUAAUAAGAACUGUACCUGCCACAUUUUGCCUCAUUAUUCUCCUGCAUUGACAGCAUGUUGACACUAUUUGGGGUAACAGUGUAAAUGUAACCAUCUUCCCAUAUCUGACACCGCUGUAUUUCUUUCAUUCUCUCUCUCUCUGGCCUUACUGAACAUAUAUUUUGUUAUACUGAUCUAAAAUAAGGGGCAUGUUCCGAUUGGUCUCUCGCUUCCAGAUGUAUGGUGCCUCUGUAUUGUGAGGAUUAUCUCCUUGAAACAGCCUGUCUGUACAUCAGGCUUUAGUUUAAAAAAAAAAGUGGGGAGGGGGAGAGCAGUUGCAUGGAUUUUUUUUUUUCUUCUUGAGGCAACUGUCUUCCUAUCUCCAGGUUCUUUAUUAACAAAUGUAUGUGUUGGGAUUUACAGCCUGCCUUACCCCAAGGUCUCAGGAUGUCCAGUGGGCAAUAGGCAUGGGUCCUUGGGGCUCAGUCUUUUUUUUUUUUUUGCAAACAAAGAAUUUGAAUUUUAGAAGUGAAUCACAGAAUAGAAACUUAUUUCAAUUGUGGUUUCUUUGUCUCCAUCUUCUUGGCCACAAAACCAGUUGGAGUCCCCUUAGUGUUUCUAAGGCUGAAAGCAACCUCCCCCAACCAGGUACCGCCAUAUGUGCUGAAUUUCAUCCUGAUCAUCCUAAUGCCCAUGAUGCUGAGGCAUGAUUAAUCUAGUGCAUCUGAGGGAGACACUGGUUUGAGGGGGACUGAUAAUAAUCUAACACUUUCCUCCUUCCCAUCUUUUUCUGGUCAAGAUUGUAAAUCACCCCCCACACACACACACCCUUCUCCUUAAUCAGGCUUUCACUCUCUGUUCCCUGUGUGUCAACAUUAUGCCCAUCCUUUAUUUAAAUUCUUCCCAUGCUGAGGGUGAAACUAAACAGCAGGUCUUCAAACCUUCCCUGCUGUGAAACCAGUCAAACAAGAGAAUGGCAGGGAUUAGAGAAAAAAGUAGCUGGCAGCAGAAAAGGUGCUGAACUCCUGCAACUUCAGUCACCAUGCUUUCCUGGGUAUUUUUAAUCUAACCAGGCUUAUUUCAGCCUCAGAGGCCAUAGAAAUACAAUUGUGAAGAGGAACACAGCCUUUUAGCAGUGGAAAUAGGCCAGAAAUUGUAUGAAAAGUUAAGCGGUCUCAGCAUUUAUGUACACACACAGAAGCUUCCAAUACUUGCAUCAGGUUUAAACUAAUUUUGUUCAAGAUCCAAACCCAAUUUUAGAAAAGUAAUUUGGCAAGGAUUUUGCAUAUAUAAAAGGAAACCUCUUGGUAUGUCUGGCAGCAGAAAACUGAAGGACUGAAUGGUUGCUAUGACUCUUUUCAUAUUGCCAUAUUGGUCCUUACUUGGAGCUGAUCUUCUUUGAUUUGAUUAAGCUGCACACCAAGUGAAAAAGAAAAAAAGAACCAAAUGAAAUCCCUUGAAAAUGUAGUAUUCUGGGCCAGUAUUUAAGUUGGACAUGCUUCUGUCCCUGUGUCUCAGGACAAUUACAGGGCUAGAACAAGCUGCGGGGAGGCUCUCAAAAUGUUGACACCCAUAUUACCCCAUCAUGCAGGAAUAGAAAAUAGAUUCAGUGAUGGAGUUCUUUGUCUCUUGCAAGCUUAAGUUCCUGGCCUGUUCCACCAUCCCUUCUUCCUGCCUGCUCCAAAAGGAAGAUUCACAUAUUAGCUAGGAAAAACAUCUCACUGGACUGGAGGCUAAGCUCUUGGACAGUGAUUUUGGUUUGGCCCUUUUCUGCCCUCAGUGCCCUCCAAAUCUGGCCGAACUUUAUUCCUGUUCUAGCUAGCAAGUAGCUUUGGGGUGCAGAAAAUACCCUGUAUUAGCAGCUAACUAGUCAACCAGCACUUGCACAAAAUCAGCUGAGAUUGGGAAGUAGAAUUUUAGCUGCUGUGCAACAAUAGGAAAUGAGGGUUUUGUUUUUCUUUGCUUCCCCCCUCUCAUUUGUGUGCCUGUGAUCAGGAGAAAUGCACAAGUGAGCCCAUGUCUUCUGACCUUCGUUUUGGGAUUGGGGAGGUUGAGUCCCACCAUGCUCCCCACCUCCCUGUGAAACCUGGAAGUGUUUUGCAAACUGCAUUUCAUAGUAUGAUAGAUUUGGAAGGGACCUUAGUGAUCAUCUAGUGUGACCCCCCUGCUCAGGGCUGGAUCCACUAGAACAGGGUUC
Python bivittatus (Burmese python) is the source of this 5456-nucleotide messenger RNA. It is a transcript of the gene TBKBP1, whose product is annotated as TBK1 binding protein 1. Gene Ontology annotation, cellular component: cytoplasm. The record is from RefSeq and is a predicted model, not a curated record. Lineage: Eukaryota; Metazoa; Chordata; Lepidosauria; Squamata; Pythonidae.